UAUUGUGAUUAGUGAUUUAUGAUCGAUAUUUGGUCAAUUUAAUAUGUUUAUACUUUAUAGUUUAUUUGAUUUAAAUUUGAUAGGAUCAUGGCACUAAAGGAACAGUCACACGAUGAUGCAUGGGUUCAUGCCCGAAAGCUAGAUGGAAACCGUCAUCAUUGGCAAUGUAUUUAUUGUGACUACAUUGGUAAAGGUGGAGGAAUAACUCGAGUAAAAAUGCAUUUGGCUGGUGGGUAUCCUGACGUUGCAAAAUGCAAGAAGGUUCCAACGGAGAUCCGUAAAUUAUUUCAAAGCAAGAUGAAACAAGCAAAGGAAGAUGCAUUAAAAAAGAAGGCAAGAGUUGAGGAAGAAUAUCAUAGGGCUACACAGGAACCAGUUUAUGAUCAGUAUGAGGGUUGCGGCGAUGAAGUCGACCCGGAUCUCACAGCUGGGAUUCGUGCAUCAUUGGAGCAUCAGCAUACGGUCGAUAAAGCAAUGAGGCAUCGACGACCUGACUCACAAUUAGAGCAUGGUAGUGGUAGUGGAAUCCAGAGGUCAACCAGCAUGAGGCAACCAACUGCUCCUUCUCAGUUAGGCCGAACUAGUAGCAUGAGGUAUGGUGGACUCCGUGGUUUUAUGAGAGGUCUUGGCAGGAGGUCCGCACCAGAUAUUGUUGAUAUUGAUCCGCAAGCCUAUCCCCCACAAACAGCGAAACAGACACGGAUUGACGAUGCAUAUACAAAAGAAAAAAAACGGGAUAUUGGGAAGGCAAUCUCAAAAUGGUUCAACUUUCAUAGGAUUCCAGCCAACACAGCCCAAGGUCCAUAUUAUCAGAGCAUGAUCUCCUCUAUUCAAAAGUCUGGCACGGGGAUCCAACCUCCAACACCGAAGGAGAUUCACGGCGUGUACUUAGAUGAGGAGGUGGCAGAACUAAAGGAUUGGAUCAAAUCCUUCAAGAGGCAAUGGGAUGAAUAUGGGGUGAUAUUGAUGUGUGACAGUUGGACAGGACCAACAAGAAUGAGUAUCAUCAACUUUCUUGUUUAUUGCAAUAGAAGAGUGGUGUUUCAUAAGUCCGUUAAUGUUUCUGAAAAGAUCCAAGAUGCAAACUACAUUGAGAGCUUGAUGGACACUAUGGUAGAGGAGAUUGGACCACAGUAUGUUGUCCAAAUAAUAACCGACAAUGGAGCGAAUUUCAAAAAAGCCGGUUUGCAAUUGAUGGAAAAAAGAAAAACUUUGUUUUGGACUCCAUGUGCAGCUCAUUGCAUAGAUCUAAUGCUAAAGGAUAUUGGUGAGUUGGAUACAGUCAAGAAAUGUGUAGCUCGAGCACAAUCAAUUACAAAGUUUAUAUAUAAUCAUCAUUGGGUCCACGCAUUAAUGCAAAAGUAUGUAAAUGGUGAGAUACUUCGACCUGGAAUUACUCGGUUUGCUACAAAUUUUAUUGCAUUAAAAUCAUUACAGCAAAAAAGACAUGGCUUGAAGGCAAUGGCUAGCUCACAAGAGUGGUCUGAAUCCAGAUAUUCGAAAUUGAGUGAUGGAAAAAAGAUAGAAAAGACCAUUCUUUCAUCUAGAUUUUGGGAGACUAUAGCAGAAAUCAUAAAAGGUGUGGAACCACUUUAUAUUGUCCUCCGUAAGGUCGAUAUGGACAAGCGUCCACAAAUGCCGUAUCUUAAAUAUAUGCUGAUUUCAGCAAGAGAGGAGGUCAGGAAAGCAUUCAAAGAUGAUUUUAAGGCCGACCAAUACGUACGAAUCAUUGAUCGUCGGACCGAAGUUCAUAUGGAUCAAGAUAUCCAUAAUGCAGCGUAUUAUCUAAACCUGGCAAUUCAAUAUCGAUAUGCUCUCGGAACGCAAAAUAAUUUCCUAACGACACUACGAAAUGUUAUAUAUCGACUCUUGCCAAACACUACCGAGGCAGCCGAUGCUCUUAUGGAGGGUCGAUUAUUUCGAGAAACAGUUGGUUCAUUCUCCGACGUUGUAGCUAUAUCAUGCCGUUACACUAUGGAUCCUGUCGAGUGGUGGUUACAAUUUGGAGGCGAUGCACCACAUUUAAGGAAGGUUGCCGUUCGUGUACUUUCAUAGACAACAACAUCUAGUGGUUGCGAACGUAAUUGGUCAACGUUUGCGUUGAUUCAUACGAAAGUCCGC
This is a messenger RNA of Musa acuminata AAA Group (dessert banana), 2121 nucleotides long. RefSeq lists its product as uncharacterized. The record is from RefSeq and is a predicted model, not a curated record. The coding region runs from base 88 to 2055 and encodes 655 amino acids. NCBI's taxonomy places the organism in Eukaryota, Viridiplantae, Streptophyta, Magnoliopsida, Zingiberales, Musaceae. The transcript is spliced from 3 exons. Gene Ontology annotation, molecular function: DNA binding.